Molecule: messenger RNA, 1008 nt
Organism: Rodentolepis nana
Lineage: Eukaryota; Metazoa; Platyhelminthes; Cestoda; Cyclophyllidea; Hymenolepididae
Source: the annotation of a GenBank genome assembly
AUGGCCAAGAAUGGAGUAGGUAAGGCUCCUGGUGACGGCGUUGGCAACGGGGAGCCACGUUUGAGACAUCAGAGAAAGCGGCCCAGGCGAUGCGCGAUCGGUUGCUACCAUGCUAGUGCCUUCAUUCUCGCUAUUGGAAUUGUUGUGGCCUUAUCGGGAAUUUGCAGUAGCAGACUUUUCGAGAUCUUUCUUUAUGAUAAUCGUCAUCCUCCCAUGUUCCAUCACCUAUCCAUCCAUGUGGGUCUUUUCGAUUCUCGGGGCGAAAAAAUCUCAUAUGGGGUGAAUCCAACUGUUGAAGAACUCGAAUAUCCACCAAACCUCGAUGAACCCAGGUGGUUAACAGCCAAGGCGGCUGCAGUGAUUGGUCUGAUCUUCGGUCUGGUGGCCUUGAUUAUUCACUUGGUGCUUGCUUGUUGCGUCCGUGGAAGGGAGGAUAAACCAUGGGGAAACGUCGCUGUGGAGGUUCUCUGCUACCUCAUUACCGAAUUUUCAUCUGGGGCAAAAUCCUCUAAUUUCAAAAUUCACAUCUCAUUAUCCUUAUUGAUUCUUUUGUUUUUUAAACAACCCGAAUUUGAAACGGCUAUAAUCAUAAUCAAGUUGUUAUUUUAUAUUUCAGUUAUCGGCUUGCUUGUCAGUCUCAGUUUGGCCGAAUCCGAAAUUGAAGGUGUACAUAACCACGGUGAUGAAACUCUUCUUCGCAUGCUUGAAGCCAACGAGCUGCUAAGAAAUGGCACUGAAAUUUAUCGAUCCGCAAUUCCCGUGAGUACUGUUGGCGAACGAGAUGUUCCGCCGUUGCCACUACAAAAUGCUGUUGCUGAGUUUAAUCUAGUACUCUCCGAACCCCGACAAAGCUUCUACGUCCUGAUUGCUGCUGAUUUCAUCUGCCUCCUGGCCUUUCUUAUGGCUCUUGUCUAUUUUGUGCGACUAUCCGAACGUGAAGAACAGUCGAGAAAGCAACUGCAAAAGGCUAAGGUCGCUAAGCCAAUUUCCGAGCGUCCAACUGUGUAA